AUUGGUAGUCAUUAAACUUAGAGAUGCAGCAACGCGGAAUAAUUUGAUUAUUUAUGGUUAUACACGCUACCAAAUAUAAUGAAAAAUACUUUUGUGAAUUUUCCUUAUGGUUUUAGUUAGAUGAUAUUUGGCGUUUAAGUAAAAGCAUGACACAGUUGCUAGGGACACAGAUUUAAUAAUUUAAUUUAACCUUAGUAUGAAGGCAUGGAAAUUCAGUCUGUCUGACCAGGUUUUUACUUUGGAAUGAGUAAAAGAACUGUUGUUCACAAUAUUAAUAUUGUAUUCAUCUAAAUGAUUAUUUGCUUUGACGAAUAGUCAUGAUAAAGAACGUUUACUCACUAAUUCAAAUCUAAACUUUUAAGCCAGCUUUGAAUGAUAUUUAUUGUUUAUUGUAAUUUGAGCUCAUAUAAGAACUAUUGACUCUCUAUAGUAAUCAUUAAUUUUUACCUCCGCGCUACAAGCGUACUUGUAUUAGGUAAGGUCUUCAUAAUAAACAAUGAUAUUUGAUAUAUACUUACGAAUCAUUUGUAAUACGUACUUUUUUCAUACAGAACAUGGCGGAUUUUUUACAACCAAAACAGACUAGAAAUGUGUUAAUUGAUUCCAUACGAAAUAUAGAUAGCAUACUUCCUGUGACAGCCUUGCCUAAUAAAUGUCUUCGCAAAUCUAUAAUUGGCUAGCUAUAAUCUAUAUAUGUCCGGUUAUUAUUCGGCAACAAAUCUAAGUCCAAAUAAUAUAUUCCGUUUGUGUGCAAAACACAAUUUGUUCAAAACACAAUUGUUGUAUAUGUUCAAUUUUUGAUUUCGUUCAAUGAAGUGCAUAAAUAUAUAUUUGAGCUGAGAAAUCAUUACCGAGCGAGAUGGCUGAACCAGGAGGUGGGGGAAGAUAUAUACCCCCACAUUUACGUGGCAAUAGAGGCCGCAGAGGAUUUAAUCCUGGUUAUCGCGGAAGAGGAGGAUACAAUGCAAAUGCCCCGCGUGGUCGAGGAGGUAAUAGACGAAGAAAUGAAGACGAUUUAUUGAUGGGAGAACAACGAGAGGAAAAUUAUGAUAAUAGGCGAUCACGAACGAGACCAAUAGGCUACAAAAAAUUGGAAGAAAUUGAAGAAAAGGAAACUCCUCAAGAUAUUGUUCUUAUACUUGGGACAGGUAAAUCUGGAUUGGAAGAGACAUUAAGAGGAGAUCGAGGUCCACUGAAUGGCGGUUUGACACAAAUGUUGCUACGAGUUUUUGGAAAGAUGUGUGACAGUGACGAAUCAACCCAAUCCUUGACUCAUAUUUUACAAUUGAUUUUAAAACAUGAUUUUCAUCAGAAAAUUAUAGACUUUUUAUUUGGACUGUUGACAGAGCACAUAAACAGACGAAGCCGAGCUCCUCUUCAUCUAAAUAAUGCAUUGAAGCUGAUGAAUUCUCUUCUGACGGUUUUGCCAAAUGAUUCGCAUAAAAAGGUAUCCAUGACAAUGAUUAUUAUUGAUAGCGUAAUUGAUGGCUUGGGAAGUGUGAAUGAAGAUGUUUAUAAUAAUCGAAUGCUGGUUAAAGACAGGCUAAACAAUUUUCAGCAAAGACAGCAGGAUGCAAUUGAAAGGGCCGCCGGCAGCAGAGAAUCUCGCUUUGACGAUUUACACUCUCAAGCACCACCAGAUAACUUCAGAGAAAUUCCUGUUUUUCCACAACUUAGUGAUAUUCACGGAACUGCACAAUUAUUCAUACGAACAAACCUAAUUGACAAAGCAUAUCAAAAUAUUGACCAUUACUUGGAUGUACAAUUCCGCUUAUUGAGAGAAGAUUUUAUUCGACCACUUCGUGAAGGAAUCGGGGAAAUCAUGCAUUAUGGCGAUCGAUUGAGGCCAAGAGGACAAGGACCAAUUCAGAACGUAAAAGUUUACAAAGACGUAAAGAUCGAAUUUAUGAAGCCAGAUCAACGAGGUAUUUUGCAUCGAAUUCAUUUCAGUUUGGAAGGAUUACAGCGAAUAAGAUGGCGAAAUACCAAACGUCUUUUAUACGGAAAUUUACUUUGCCUUUCAAGUGAUCAUUUUAAGGAAAACGUUCAUUUUGCCGUUGUUGCUGACAGAAAACCAGAAGACCUUGCUGAGGGGUAUUUAACACUUGAAUUUGUUUACGACGAAGAAGAGGAAGAACCAAUAAGACCCGAUGUAGAUGACGAUGGAGAUGAAGACUUGUUGGAAUUCUUGGAUAGCGAUGAUGAUGGAGAUGAACCCGAAAUUGGCGGUGCACGACAGCGACAGCCUAGACAACAGCCGGAACAGCCACAACAUCGUCGAUUUAACAAAGGCCUUGAUAUGAGAAAGGUUUAUACAAUGGUUGAAACUGAAGCUUAUUUUGAAGCGUACCGACAUGUCCUUGCAGGUCUUAAAGAAACUGAAGAAAUACCACUAGAAAGAUACAUUGUCCGAUGUGAAAAUAACAUGUAUGCACCUGAAUAUUUAAGACCUUCUGUGGCUGGAAGAGAUGUCAGUUAUGAUUUUUCAUCUGUCACUGAGUCAGCAUCGGGAAAAGACGUCGCUGUGUUAGGUUACGAAUGGCCUCUGUCAGCAGAAUUAGGAUUGGAUAUUUCACAAGCUGAAGCGUUAAAACUUGCCUUGACAAACGAGUUAGCAAUAAUUCAGGGACCACCAGGAACUGGAAAAACAUAUGUUGGACUUGUAAUUAUGAAGUUACUGCUGGCAAACAAAACUUCUUGGCACAUGCAACCUAGAUUUCUUCUCGGCGCUCAAAAUGAAAACAAACGUUGUCCUAUUCUGAUUGUUUGCUACACUAACCACGCAUUAGAUCAAUUUUUGGAAGGAAUUUCGAAGUUUGCCACAGAAGAUCAGACUAUUAUUCGAGUGGGCGGGAGAUGCAAAAACGAAGCGACUAAAGGAUUUUCACUUUUCAAUGUCCGACGAAAACUAAGACAAAACAGAGAUAGAGGAAAGAAUAGCGCGGCUAUACGAAAAGCCAUUUGGGAAAUUCAUGAUGGAUUGAGGUCAAUUGAAGGUCAAUUGCAACACAACUGCAACCAGUUAGAAGCAUCUUUGCAUUGUAUCCAGCGGUUGCAACAGUUAGAAGAUGUUAUUCCGAGGCAACUCUAUUCCCAAUUUCAACCAAGAAUGCCGUUGUGGAAUCAAUAUAAUUGGAACAAUACUCAGACUGAAUCUCCUGACGAAAUGUUGCUAACUUGGCUUGGUUUACGAACAACUGUGAAUGAAGUAGAUUAUGAAAAAGAAGCCAGAAGACUUCAUGAUAUUACACAAGCUAUUUUGCUCAGUUCUGGGUACACUUUAGAUGAGAUUGGACGCGCUGUUCACGCCACAGAAUCGUCAGACAUCGAGACUUUACUUACUUGGAUCAGACGGAAUCGGACUGGAUCGGGUCAAUCAUCUGGCGGGGCAACGGCAGCAACAACUCAAAAUGAAGGAACUGAAGAAGUUGAUCAGGGCGGAGACGAUGACAUUGCAGGAGAAGCUGAAUAUUUGCAAGAUCAACGUGUACUCGACACAGAUGAAUUUCCUUUGAACGCUGAAGCAAGACAAGCCAAAACUGCACGAGACAAUGAAAGAGACGUUAAACGUUUAAUGACGCAAAUGGCAGCAAUGACUUUCAAGGAUAUAGGAGAGCAGGAAAAAAGGCAGGAUGACGGAGGUUGGCAACAACAGUCUCAUGAGAAGAAAAAGAAGAAACAAAGAAUUCGACGUGAACUUGGUAAAACUACUACUAUGACAGAUCAGGAGGAAAGCAGAGUCGACAAUAUUUAUGAUUUGAGUCAAGAACAGAGAUGGAGCUUAUAUAGGACAUGGGUUAGCAGAUGGCGUGACAAAUUCCGUGUUGGAACAGACCGCCAGAUAGAGAAGUACAACAGACUUUCAAAGCAAUUACAAGAACUACGGAAACGAGAAGACGCUGAAAUAUUACAAUCAGCAGAUGUGGUUGCAGUCACAACGACAGGAGCGGCAAAAUAUCGAGAAUUGAUUUACAAGCUCAACUGUAAAAUUGUUGUGAUUGAAGAGGCAGCCGAAGUACUGGAGGCCCACAUUAUAACUUCCAUGCCAAAAACAACAAAGCAUCUCAUUUUAAUCGGAGACCAUCAGCAGUUGAAACCAUCACCGACCGUAUACGAGCUUGCUAGAAAGUACAAUCUCGAUACUUCGCUAUUUGAAAGGCUGAUCAACAAAGUACCUCACGUGACUUUGACUCUACAGCACCGCAUGCGUCCGGAAAUAGCUGAUCUUCUCAGACCACGAAUCUACAAAAACCUUCUGGAUCAUUCAAGUGUGAAAGGCAGGGCAGAAAUCGUAGGAGUUGAAAAAACUCUUUACUUUAUCUCUCACGCCGUUCCCGAAGAAAGCGUUGCAGACGGUAGAAGCAAAAAGAAUCAGCACGAAGCAGACUUCUUGGUGGCGCUCUGCAAAUAUCUUAUACUUCAGGGUUAUCGACCAGAGCAAAUUACAAUCUUGGCAAUGUAUACUGGACAACUAUUUGCAUUCCGUAACACAUUGAAAGAAGAAUCGAGUAGAGGAGUGCGUGUUACUGCUGUAGAUAAUUUUCAAGGAGAAGAAAAUGACAUCAUUUUGCUUUCGUUGGUUCGGAGCAAUGAUGAGCAAAAAAUCGGAUUUCUUGGUGUUGAAAACAGGAUUUGUGUCGCACUAUCUCGAGCAAAAAAUGCAUUGUACUGCAUCGGAAACAUGGAACUCCUUGGUACAAAAAGUUCAAUGUGGCGUAAAAUAAUUGGACAUCUAGAAGAAAAUGACAGCAUUGGAGAAAAUCUCCAACUGCAAUGUAAACAUCACCCCAAUAAAUUGACACCAGUAAAAUCUGCCACUGAUUUUAUUAAGGUCCCCGAAGGUGGAUGUGGGCAGCCGUGCAACACGCGACUUGAUUGCGGACAUGUCUGUUCACGGCCUUGUCACCCUGAUGAUCAUUCAAGUUACCAAUGUAGCAAACCAUGUGAUAAAAUACUUUGUAGCGAUGGACACAGAUGUAAACAAAAAUGUUAUCAGCAGUGUGGACCAUGUCGAGAACCUCUUAAAAAGAGAAUGCCAAUUUGUGGACACGUACAAAAAAUUCCAUGUCAUCAAGAUCCAGCCUCUUUUGGUUGUAAAGAAAUUAUUUCGGUUCUAGUAGAUUGUGGACACACCAUCAAAGUUCAAUGUCACCAGUCAUCUAUUGUAACACUGGGCAUGUGUAAAGAGAAAUGUGGCUAUUUAUUGGAAUGUCGACAUCCGUGUCGUGGAAAUUGUUAUGAAUGUUUUCAGGGCCGUCUACAUGUCCCUUGCCUGAGAAAAUGUAACAGAACUUUGGUGUGCGGACACGAAUGUAAAUCUUCUUGUGAAUCCUGUCCUCCAUGUGAACAAAAAUGCAAGACAAGAUGUGAACACAGCGAAUGCAACCAUAAAUGCGGAAAACCAUGCACGUUGUGCCGAGAAAAAUGUAAAUGGCAAUGCCCUCAUUUCCGCUGCACUCAGCUUUGUAGCGAGCCUUGCAAUCGACCACGUUGCAAUAGGCCUUGUCAGAAAAAAUUGAAUUGCAAGCACCAAUGCAUUGGCUUAUGUGGCGAACCUUGUCCGAGAUUUUGCAGAAUUUGUCACAAAGACACUGUAACCGAAAUAUUCUUUGGUGAUGAGGACGAGGACGAUGCUAGAUUUGUGCAGCUUGACGACUGCCGACAUAUUUUCACAUACGAGGGACUCGAUAAAUGGAUGGAACAGAAAGAAGAAGGAAACGCAAUUAAAAUGAAAGAAUGUCCAAAAUGCAAAACUCCAAUAUGGCGUAGCAGAAGAUAUGGAAAUAUCAUUAAUAAAUUGUUGAUGAGCAAUAAGGUUACAACGGAACGCUCUCCUCAGACGGCACUAGCAGGGAGACGAAAUACCUUGCCGUAUCAAUUGAAGUUGCUGGAAGAACAAUACAGGAGAUUAUCAAAGCUUUCAGAAAUGCGUAAAGUUGUUGCAAAACUUUUGUUGCUUGCACCCGGUUCAACUUCGAAACUAGUUGAUGUCGUCAGUCGGGAUUUGAGGAUAAUGCGGACUUGGGUUAUGCGCCGAAGAGAAUUUUCUACUCCUCAGGAGAACGAAGCUUUUCAGAGGGAGUGCAAAAAGAUCAACGAAGCAUUAAAAUAUAUUGAUGUUGAAAGAAAAUACGCCCGGCAGGGGAAACCGAGAGCCAUCGAAGUAGAUCCACUGUUCGCAUCAUUAAAAGAGUUGUUAUUUGACAAUUAUGAACCGUAUGUGGGUGACAAAAAGGAGGAAGUGAAAACACUCUUUAAGAGAAUUUUUGACAAGGUGCCGGUGAUCACAUCAGGUCUUGGUGUUUCCGAACAGGAAAAAGAAAUGAUUUGCAAGGCGAUGGGAUUUGCAGCAAAAGGUCAUUGGUAUAAAUGUUCAAAAGGCCAUAUUUACAGCAUCGGUGACUGCGGCGGGGCUACCGUAACAAGCGUUUGUCCCGAUUGCAAAGAACAAAUAGGUGGAACAAGCCAUAGAUUGCUGACAUCUAAUCGAAUUGCAUCAGAAAUGGAUGGUGCCACAAGACCUGCUUAUGACCCAAUGAAUAAUUACAUCCCUGACCAUCUUCUUCAAGACCUGCGAAGGCAAGGUUUCGAAUAAAUACCCAAAAUUUCAUUCGAACAUUGCUGAUAUAUGUACUAAAAGACUAUGCUUAUUACAAGUGCUAAUCUAGCGUUAACUUUUUUAAUUACCAGUUUUAAUAUUUUCGUCUAUAUUAGUCUUGUUACCACUUAGCCUGUCAUACAAUCACUGUCAUUUGAUUGGGUUAUCAUCAAAAUAUUAUCAUUCAUAAUAUAUGUCCUUUCCAACUCUUUACAUAUCAUCAGUAUUAAUCUAUCAACACUUGUUUUGCCCGGUAAUAAGUAAUACACCGUCUUUUGUUUCCAGCUAUAUUGAAUUCUUAUAAAAACGUUCUUACACUCAAAUGCUUAUUUCGAAACUUACAUAUUGAAAUAUUUUUUAUACUUCACUAAAUUCUGCAUUCAGUAGACAAUAUUUAGAUAAUGAUUGAUGUAUUAUUUUUAUGAUUAUCUCCGUUGAUCUAGAGUAGAUUUUGGUUUAGGCACUAAAUAGAUUAACUAAAUAAUUCCUAUUGGAAAUGUUUAUUACUUCAAUAUUUUAUUGUGUUGUUACCUAGUUUCUAGCAUUUUCCACACAGAUUUUAAGACGCCAAUGAAGUGUGUAUAUAUAUAUAUAUAUAUAUAGUCAAUAAUUAGUGUUUAAAUGCUUUCAUAUAGCAAAUAUAAUCUGUAAUCUCCCCACAUACCCUUAGGUUCAGUUAUGUGUGUCAUAUUUAUGCUUGUCAUAACGCGUAGAAUCGUUAAGUAAAUAAACGCAAUUUUAUACGUUAUAUCUAUUUCAAUUUUCCUAUCUUUAUAUGAUAAAAUUGCGCUCUGAUUAAUGGGAAUAUUUUCAACUGUAGAACUAUAUCGAUAUUAAACAUACCAAAUAUCAACUAGCUUUAAUCUUUUGUUUAUAAAACAAAUUUAGCAUACUGUAUAUCUAUUAUCAUGCGGAAAUAAAUUUGAAAAAAUGAAUAAUGCUAAUAUAUAUCGACAUUGGUCGUGUAUUGGUACCG
Molecule: messenger RNA, 7574 nt
Organism: Styela clava
Lineage: Eukaryota; Metazoa; Chordata; Ascidiacea; Stolidobranchia; Styelidae
Source: RefSeq, a predicted model, not a curated record